GCGCAGUAGCCACAAGCACCGGUCAUCAUGGCGGCUUACAGGAUAACGCCAAGCUUUCAAAGAGUCUUGCACGCUGUAAAGCUCGCCUCUCUGCGGCCCACGUGCUGGCUCAUAAGCCGCCAUGCCUGCUACUCCACUGUGUGUAACCUCGAUGAGAAGACCUUUGAUAAGAUCCUCAUCGCAAACAGAGGAGAGAUCGCCUGCAGGGUAAUGAAAACGUGUAAGAAGAUGGCGAUCAGGACGGUCGCUGUGCACAGUGACGUAGACUCGAGCGCGGUUCACGUGAAGAUGGCGGACGAGGCCGUGUGUGUAGGUCCAGCCCCGACUAAUAAGAGCUACCUUAACAUGGACGCCAUCAUGGAUGCCAUCCGAACCACAGGAGCUCAAGCUGUCCACCCGGGCUAUGGCUUCCUGUCAGAGAAUAAAGAGUUUGCUCGGAGGCUGGCGGCUGAGGGGGUCGCCUUCAUCGGUCCUGACACGCACGCCAUCCAGGCCAUGGGCGACAAAAUCGAGAGCAAACUCAUCGCCAAGGCGGCCAAAGUCAACACCAUUCCUGGCUUCGAUGGAGUCGUGAAGAAUGCAGAGGAGGCGGUGAAGAUUGCGGCAGAAAUCGGUUACCCAGUUAUGAUCAAAGCGUCUGCAGGUGGUGGUGGUAAAGGCAUGAGGAUCGCCUGGAACGAUGAGGAGACCAAGGAAGGGUUUCGUUUUUCCUCCCAGGAGGCUGCGUCCAGUUUCGGAGACGAUCGACUCCUGAUUGAGAAGUACAUCGAUAAUCCGAGACACAUCGAGAUCCAGGUCUUGGCUGAUAAGCAUGGAAAUGCUCUGUGGCUGAACGAGAGAGAGUGCUCCAUCCAGAGACGCAACCAGAAAGUGGUGGAGGAGGCACCCAGCACAUUCCUGGACCCGGCCACCCGGCGUGCGAUGGGAGAACAAGCCGUGUCUCUGGCGAAAGCUGUUAAAUACUCCUCAGCAGGCACGGUUGAGUUCCUGGUCGACUCCAAGAAGAACUUCUACUUCCUCGAGAUGAACACACGCCUCCAGGUGGAGCACCCCAUCACUGAGUGCAUCACAGGGUUGGAUCUGGUGCAACAGAUGAUCAGAGUUGCCAGGGGUUAUGAGCUCCAGCACAAACAGGAAGACAUCCCUAUUAACGGCUGGGCCAUGGAGAGCCGAGUCUACGCCGAGGAUCCCUACAAAUCAUUCGGGCUUCCCUCCAUCGGUCGACUGUGUCAGUACGAGGAGCCAGUGAACCUCACUGGUGUGCGUGUGGACAGCGGCAUUCAAGAAGGAAGUGACAUCAGCAUCUACUACGACCCCAUGAUCUCCAAAUUGGUGACUUACGGAGCUACGAGAGCUGAGGCACUAAAGAGGAUGGAGGAUGCGCUGGAUAACUACGUCAUCAGAGGUGUGACCCAUAACAUUCCUCUCCUGAGGGAGAUCAUCGUUCACCCGCGUUUCAUCUCAGGUGACAUCAGCACCAACUUCCUACCUGAGGUUUACCCCGACGGGUUCAAAGGUCACCCGCUGUCGGCCGGCGAGAAGCGCGAGCUCCUGGCCGCUGCCUCGGCCCUGUACGUAGCCACGCAGCUCCGCUCGCAGAAGUUCCUGGGACAGCUGAGAGUCUCUAACACUGUUCAGGAGAGGAAGAACUGGGAGCUGUGUGUGGAGCUGGACAAAGCAUCUCACGUGUUGCGUGUAACCCGCUCUGGACGCAGCUACACAGUGGAGAUUGACGGCGAGAAAGUGGAUGUGUCCGGAGAGUGGAAUCUGGCCUCUGCACUUCUGCCCCUCACCAUUAACGGCAACCACAGAGUUCUACAGUGUCUAUCACGUAACAGUUCAGGCGAGAUCACGCUGCAGUAUCUGGGCACUUCGUUUAAGGUGCGAGUGUUGAGUAAGCUGGCGGCGUCCCUCAGUAAGCACAUGCCCGAGAAGGUUCCGGAAGACUCCAGCAGCAUCCUGAGAUCUCCCAUGCCCGGGACCGUGGUCGCCGUUUCUGUCCAAGCCGGAGACACGGUUGCAGAGGGCCAGGAGAUCUGUGUGAUUGAAGCGAUGAAGAUGCAGAACAGCAUGACCGCUGCCAAAACCGCCAAGGUUAAAAGUGUGCACUGUAAAGCUGGGGAGACAGUUGGUGAGGGAGAUCUGCUGGUGGAGCUGGAGUAAACACACUCACACACACACAGACUUGUCUCCACUCCACUGUCUGGACACACAGACUCAAACACUACUAGACUGGAGUGAUCGUCACACCUUUAGUCUUUGACUCGUCUCUCUCUCUCGCUCUCUCUCUCUCUCUCUCUCUCUACUCUGGUGAUGUGAUGGUUUUAAGCGUCUAUGUGUGAUUUUCCUGUCGGACUUCAACGGCCAAUAUUCACAUAAACGUAACCUGACCCGUGCCUUUAAGCAACAUCAUGGUGUGUGAUCACAUGGACAUUUCAUUACUGUGUCAUCUGAGAGCGCGGAGACGUUUUUGUACUUCUUCCGAAGAUUGUGCUUCACACUCGUGCAGGCCUGAUUUUGCUGAGUCACUGGCGUUUGUGCGUCGAUGUAGGCGGAGCUUAAACAGGAAAUAAAAACAGAACCCUGAGUAACACCUAGCUUCAUGAAGAAUGAAAUAGCUCCGCCCAUUCUGACCAUGAACGUCAGUCACACAGCAAAUCAGCACACGUGUGUGUGUGUGUUUUUUCUGCCUCAUUUUACUUUCUCCCUUAAUUGUUUGGAGGUGUGCAUACUUUUUGGUGAUUAAGGUUAAACCUAUUUUGGGCUGAAAGGACCAGAAAAACUCCACACUCCAUCCCUGCAGUGUGUGUGUGUGUGUGUGUGUGUGUGUUUUCUGAUAAAACAGGACAAAGAAAGAACAUCACCAGAGCCACCGAGUAGCUUCCUGCACUUAUCACAGCUGUACACAAUGUCAUCAUGGACCCGUGUUCUAACUGUAAAUGUUAAUAAUAAAAAGAAUCACUCUUUGUUAUAAUAAAAGCAGCUCUGGUGUGGAAAAGCGUCA
Messenger RNA from Clarias gariepinus (North African catfish), 3004 nucleotides. RefSeq names its product propionyl-CoA carboxylase subunit alpha (gene pcca). Bases 28 to 2163 code for a protein of 711 amino acids. NCBI's taxonomy places the organism in Eukaryota, Metazoa, Chordata, Actinopteri, Siluriformes, Clariidae. The record is from RefSeq and is a predicted model, not a curated record. The transcript is spliced from 23 exons. Gene Ontology annotation, molecular function: ATP binding; metal ion binding; propionyl-CoA carboxylase activity. Gene Ontology annotation, cellular component: mitochondrion.